UAAAACUAAGUAUUUAGUUGAUCGGUUGAGCGUUAAAUUCGUACUUCCAUUCGGGCGUACCGGUUUCAUUUCGUUACAAUUCAGGCCAACUAACUGUAUCGUUAUGGUGUAGAAUUUACUGCAUUCAGUAGUCUGAAUUGUUUGGAAACGAACGAAUGUUACGGAAUUAAAAAUUUAUAACCGAUCAGAUCAAAUUAUUCUUUAAAGGUUGUAAUAUAAACAUAAUUUGUAAGCAUUAAAUUUACAUUGUCGUAAACAUGAGUGGAAGAUUUAAUAAUUUAUUCUUCUACACGCGUACAUAAAUUUGCUUUUCGAUUUUUGAAAUACGAAUCAAAGUAACGAUAUGAAUAAGUAAAUUGAAUAAAUAAAAUGAAUAAAAUGCUUCUAGUUAGUUGUAAAAUAAUCGAAUAAUACUUGGUGACAGGUAUAAUUGUUAUUCAUAUUUACGAAAAAUUGUUGACUGUUCAGUUUCGUCAUAAGAUUAUUUUGAAACAUAUUCGAUAUCUAACGUGAUGCGGAUGUACAACCAGGUAAUUUGGGAGACCAGCUAUUUAAAGCUACGCGACAUAUUCACACAAAUAUAUUCAAUUACACUCGAUGGUUUUAAAUAACAGCUAAGCAAAAUCUUGCUGUGCGCGAAAGAAAGGAAGAGAUCGAGAAAUAGAUUUACAAGCAUUGUGUGAAUGUUUACUCGGGAAGAGAUGAGAAAAACGAAUGAAAGUUGGUGGUAAAUAUUUUGGGCCACGAUAUAGGCAGCCUGGAUUAAAAGUAUUCGUAUAGUAUGAACGUGAAAAUGGGGAAGACCGUGUUCUUUAUGUUAAUAAUUAAAUUGAUAUACAGAUGAUCGCACGUUAUACACCAAUGUUAGCAGUAAUAAACAUAACAAAAUGAAAGAGUUAACUGCGGUACUUUGUAACUUAUGACAAUAGAAAAUUCACAUUACGAUAGAUUAUCAAUUUAUAUUACAAUUAAUAUUUUUUAAGAUUGCCCUUUCCACGAAUAAUCGUUUGCAUUCUAUUUGGCAUGAAGCGUAUUAAGUUUUUAACAAAAUUUACCGAUAUUAUUUAUUUACUCUACUCCGUUGCUCUCGCAGAGCCUCUUUAGGCUCUCUUUUUUCCUUUCAUAUGGUGUUUUGUUAUUCUUUUUCCGAAUUCCCACUAUAUGUGCACACGUUUUAAGCUCGACGAUUACGGUCGUAUAGUUUCCGUUUUACGAUAUCGAGCUUGUGCAUACUAUAUUCGAUCAACAUCAUGGCUGCAACGUUAAUUGCUUUGGCAGUUUCUACACUGUACAUUGUAUUUACGAGUCUCAUAGCUUAUUGGAUGAGAAGAUAUACCAACUAUUAUAUACAGGAUCCGUUUGUAAGGUCCCUAUUUUUAGAAGGUAUCGCUACCGGUGAACUUUGCGGAGCAUGUUUCGAAUUAAUAAUAAUUGCGGAUAACUGGGGUGUUUCUAUGUAUGGCGUAUAUUUAUUCGUACUGACGAUUUGGUGGUCUCUGAAUUGGGAAGACGCCACCGCUUGUCCCUACACGCACAUCGAAGACGUUGUCAAUGGAACGAAGUCAGUGCGCGAUGCUUUCCUUUUAAUAUGGGCUGAACUUGUCGGCGGUCUUGCCGUUUUUAGAUACGUGCAAUUACUUUGGGCACUGGAAAUUGUUUCGACGCACAAACACAAAGCAUUCGAAGAUUGUACUACCGAUCUACAAGUGCCUGUAAUAUUUGGAGCAUUUAUAGAAUGCGUGGCAACUUGUAUAUAUAGGGUGGUCUCACGUGGCUUGAGCGAGAUAAAUUCGAAGAUUAGUGUUAUUCUUGAUUCCUUCGUUGGAACAACUUUGGUUAUCGCAGCUUUCGAUUAUUCCGGCGGCUACUUCAAUCCCGCGCUGGCCACCUCGUUGAAAUACGGAUGUUUAGGAACUUCCUUUAUGGAGCACGUGAUAGUCUAUUGGGUGGGUGCGUGUGCGGGUUCCAUCGCCUCUUUACGAGUAUAUAGGCUACCGUUUGUUCAACGGUAUGUGGAACAAUAUAAAGAGAAAACGCUUUAAGUCACCGACGGUGAAACAUCGGGUCGUUGCACGAGUUUGUUGGUUUUCUGUUUGCCCGACUUUCCCGUUGUUUGUUUUAUCUUAUUCCCUGUUUUCUGUCUGAGUUACCGUUCUACGAAGUAACGUCUAAGUUUAUACAUACUUGUAUCGAGUCUCUCAGAUUGUUACAAUAUUUGCGCACAAACAAUUUCUCGAAAGCGGUCACCCUCCUCGCGCGUUUACAAAGUAGCAACAUUUUUAGAUAUUGUAGGGUGACGAUAGUGUUACGACGAUUUGAGUUGAAAUUAAUGUAAAAUUAUCCAUAGCGAGCGAUGCGUGUAAUAAUGCGAGCAUAAUGUAUCGUAACUGUACAAUAAAAGUACAAAUAAAA
Molecule: messenger RNA, 2412 nt
Organism: Bombus pascuorum
Lineage: Eukaryota; Metazoa; Arthropoda; Insecta; Hymenoptera; Apidae
Gene: AQP
Product: aquaporin-11
Exons: 6
Coding region: 1251-2042 (263 amino acids)
Cellular component (GO): cytoplasm
Molecular function (GO): channel activity
Source: RefSeq, a predicted model, not a curated record